Molecule: messenger RNA, 702 nt
Organism: Saccoglossus kowalevskii
Lineage: Eukaryota; Metazoa; Hemichordata; Enteropneusta; Harrimaniidae
Product: putative glutathione-specific gamma-glutamylcyclotransferase 2
Biological process (GO): glutathione catabolic process
Cellular component (GO): cytoplasm
Molecular function (GO): glutathione specific gamma-glutamylcyclotransferase activity
Source: RefSeq, a predicted model, not a curated record
GGUCAGGUCCGGGGCAUGUCGUCCAGAAAACAACUUCCAUAAUAAUAAAAAUGGCGUGGAUUUUUGGCUACGGUUCGUUAAUUUGGCGACCAAAUUUUGAAUAUAAGGAAAAAAUGGUGGGUCACGUGAAAGGUUUCUGUCGUCGAUUUUGGCAGGAGAGUGUCAUCAAUCGUGGCACAAAGGAAAAGCCUGGCAGAGUAGCUGCACUAAUGGAAAGUGACUCAGAGAGUAAAGUUUGGGGUGUAGCACUUUACGUUUCUGAUACGGACAAAGAAGAAGUAUUGAAUAAACUCAUCACUCGGGAACUUUGCCAUCCUACAAAAACAGUGUUUUUUCCAAAAGACCAAUCAAAAGAAACUGUAGAAGUGGAAAUUUUUAACUGUGGAGAAGGUAUUGCACAGUUCACAGGACGUGAGGACAUCAAAACGACGGCACAGUUCAUUGCACAGGGUGUUGGAACCACUGGAAUGAAGAAUGAUGAAUAUGUGACCAAAGUCUUGGAUUUCACCCACAAUGUUGCUGGUGUAGAAGACACAUAUCUAAUCGAAUUAGACAAACUUGUUAAAGAAUAUCAGAAAAAUAUGAAAUCCUAGUUAGACAUUGCCAUUUCAGAGAUUUGGUGAUUUUGCUCUGUGUGUGUGAGCAGAACAUCACAAGUAAUGUAUACGCAUUAAUUUAUAUUAAUAUAUUCACAUGACUGAU